Messenger RNA from Heterotrigona itama, 452 nucleotides. The record is from the annotation of a GenBank genome assembly. NCBI's taxonomy places the organism in Eukaryota, Metazoa, Arthropoda, Insecta, Hymenoptera, Apidae.
AUGUUUAUUUAUUUAGUAGCUUCAGUGGCUACGUUAGUUUUUAUUUUUGGACUUUUUCAUGUCAAACUUCUGUAAGUAAAAUUAUUGUAAAUUAUAUUUUAACUAAUUUUUUUAAAUCAAAUAUGUUUCUAAUUUUAAUUAGUGAUAAUUGGUUACGAUCAUCGAUACGUAAUUCACUGACUCUAUAUAAUGGCUUGACAUGCAGACCCACGGUCCAAACGACAUUGAAUAAUGAAAAUUCGGAAAAUAAUUUGACAACUGAAGGUCCCGUGGCAAUCAAUGAUAUAGUAGAGGAAUUUCUAACACAGAAGACAGUAGUUAGCAAUAAUGAAAAAUCGGAAACCUUCCUAAUAGAGGUCGGAAGUAAAUCAAAGAAUUUGAAUCUACCACGGUAUUCCUUAGAAGACAUAGUACCAGAAGAAAAAAACAAAGAUCUUGGAUUACCUAGUAUA